AUGGCGGCCCGCCGAGACGUGCUCGGCGCACGCCUGAAAGGUCCCGACCUCUCGCGCGGCACCAAUCGCGGCGGCGGGGCGGCCUUUCCUUCCGCGGCCCAGGAAGGAGGCGUAUUUGAGGACCCGGCGCAGAGGGAGUCUGGCUCUCGUCGCGGAGCGUCGGUGGGCAGAGCUGCUGCAUCCCUCGGCGCAGGUAAGAGGAUGGAGAGCCGAGGCGCCUUGGGGGGCGGGUUGUUUUAGGGGGUUCUCCUUUCAUUGGUUGCAUUUGGAGACCCCCCACCCGAAAAAGGCGACAAACGCAACAUUUUGUUUAUGGGCACCAAAAUAUUCAUUUCUUGGCCGCUCAGGCCUGUUAUUUUGUGACUUUCCGUUUUAUUUCUCUCCCCCCUCACCGACUUCUCUCUCAGAGACAAAAGCUGAAGUUAAGGGUUCGGGAGAUGCGUUUUUAUUUUUUAUUAGUUGUUUUUAUUAGUUGUUGUUAUUAGUUGCGAGUUAUAGGAGAAGGCAUUUCUUUCUCCUGGUACCUGUUUUCGAUUUUCGCUGUUUUGGUUCGCCUAGUGCUGCUUGCCUGGUAGAACAAGAAAGCAAACCAGGGCUUGAAAUUCUAAAGUUUAUAUUAUUAGUUUGUUGUGGUUGAUGAGCUUGGCCAGGCCUGACUGAUGGACUGUCUAGUUUUUAGGUAACUUUUUUAAGAUGGAUGAGGUAGCAUGUUUUAAGAAUUACACGGGGCAACAAUUUUUUACUUUUUGAAUGUUGUCUAGAUUUCUACAACUGAUUUAGGGUAUUUUUGCACUGCUGAAUCAGGAAAUGGCAUCCGUUUCUCUCCAUCAGGUCAGGUUUUUCUGCUGUGUAUUUGAAAAAAAAAUCAGAUUUUGUGACAAAAUCGAUUACAUUUUUGUGGCAUUAUCAGCUGAUUUUUGUCAACACAUAUCAUCCUAAAUAUGUUUUUAAGAGAAAAAAAUGUUUUUCCAGCAACAUAUAUUGAUUACCUGAUAGAAACAUCGAUUACUGUAUACUGAAUGGUGGGCACUGAUAAAAGUAAGUACAUGUAAAUUGCAUGUUGCUUCACCAUUUUUCAAACUUCGGGGCUUGAACGUCCGUUUCUUGGAACUGCUGGAAUGCUCAGUGGCAGGGAGGUCUCUCUUCAGAGUCCAACAGUAGUCAGCCAUCAUGACUGUGUCCCAGCGACCCUGAUACCUGGUCUCCAUCUCUAUCAUGUCCUGAUGGAAUCUCUCCCCCUGCUCGUCACUCAUUGAACCCAGGUUCUCAGGAAACCGGUCCAUAUGUGAAAAUAGGUAGUGCAUCUUGAUGCUCAUGUUGCAGCCCAGGUUUCUGAAAGCAGUCAGCAUGUUGUUGACAAGUUCUGCGUAGUUUCUGGCCUUAUUGUUGCCAAGAAAGUUCUUCACUACCAGAACAAAUGCCUUCCACGCUUCCAGUUCCACUUCGUUCAUUGAGUUUCCGAACUCUGGAUCUCUGAUGAGCUGACGGAUCUGAGGACCGUCAAAGAUGCCAGCUUUCAACUUCUCCAUGGUCAAUCCUGGAAAAGCCUGGCACAAGUAAGUGAAGCAGUCACCAUCCUUGUCCAGAGCCUUGGUGAACUGCUUGAUUAAGCCGAGCUUGAUGUGCAGCGGUGGGAAGAGUAUUCUGUCUCUGUCCACCAGAGAGUCGUUGAUGACGUUCCUUUCUUUGCAAGGCACCAAUUCCUCCCGCACGGGCCAGUCCUUCUUCGUGUAAUGCUGAGCACGGUCCCUACUAUCCCACAUGCACAGAAAACAUGGGUACUUGGUGAAGCUAGACUAUUGUCCCAACAAAAAGUUCACCAUCUUCAGGUCAACACAAGUAAACCACUUAAUGCUGAUCAUAACCAAUUUUCUCCAGCACAUACUUCAGCGCUUCAUAGUUCUCCUUCAGUGUAGUCGAGUGAGCCAGGGGUAUAGAGGCAAACUGGUUGCCGUUGUGUAGCAGAACACAUUUCAGUGAUCGCUUGCUGCUGUCAAUGAACAGUCUCCAAUCUUUGGGUUUGUACUGUGGCCCUCCAAGCUUGAGCAGAAGCUGUGCAAUAUCUGCAUAGUACACCAAGUCCUUCUCUUCCGAGAAAAAACGGAGGUACUCUUGAUGCCUGUUGCGGAAGAAGCUGAUGUGAGCACUGUCAGAGAGGAGGUUUUUUUCCUUCAAUCUGGAUGCCAACAGUUCGGCAGAGUCCUUUGACAAUUCUUCGUGGGGCAGCUGCCCCAUUAACUUAGUUUUGAUCCCCCAACUUUAUGCUUUGCCGCACCAAUUUAUGGAAGAUUUUGAGGUUUUAUGACUUCAAACUGAUCCCUUUUUGACAUAAUCACCCAGAACUAUUGGACCUGAAUACUUCUUGUCAUUAAAAUAAUCAUUUCCAAUCAAAACAAUUAUUCGACGUGGCAUUUUACCCCCACCAACUUCUUCUAAAAUGCUCCACACAAGCGUACAUGUGAACAAAAACGUAAAAAAAGACAUGUGGCCAUAGCUCAAAAACUUGACCUGAUUGAGCAAAACCAAUGUGAUUUUUGGAUUCAGCUCAUCAGAUUCGUCCUAAAUCAACAGAAAAAACGCAGACAACAAAUUUGUUGUUGACCAGUGUUAUUUACCGGCUCUUCUCCAAGAAGCUGAAGGCAUUCUCCUCCUGCAACUUGUUCCUAACCAAACUUUGGGAUAGGUGGGUUAGGAUGGAUAGUGGGAAACCACUUUAGUGGUUCCCACCUAUAAUUAAGCAGUAUAGAAAAUUUAUGGUAUAAUAAGUAAAAUACAAUGACUAGACCAAGAACAUCAAAUGUACUUUGUGGCUGAGCAGGGAGUUGGCCUAGUCUGACGCUCGAGCCACUGUAUCCUACAAUAUUAGCCCAGUUUAAUUAGAUAAAUGUGCUGCUGAGUAAACAUCCUUGAGAUUGUGCUAUAAGGUUUCAUCAUUUUGCAUGCUUAUGUCUUGCUUCACAGAGCUAGGAUGUAUCUGCUUUCAGUCAUAGUCUUGCGUUGUACAGGAAUCAGUGGGUGGCAUGCUCUGGCCUCUGUCACUAGCAGGGGUACACAGGGCGACUAGGAAGACCAAGAGGAAGACCAGCCUGGCCCCCUCAGUCUGCCAGUAAAGGAAUAACUGCCCUAGUGCUUGCUUUUCAUGCCUCCCCAUUACUUUUCCCUAUUGAGUUGCGCUGUUGGAAAGCAAACUUGCAGGCAGAGCUGUCUUAUCUCUUUUAUUUAACUUGUAAUAACAAAAAGGUAAAGGGCCCCUGGACAGAUAAGUCCAGUCAAAGGUGACUAUGGGGUUGUGGCACUCAUCUUGCUUCAGGCCGAGGGAAUCAGCGUUUGUCCACAGACAGCUUUUCUCGGUCAUAUGGCCAGCAUAACUAAACUGCUUCUGGUGCAAUGGAACACCGUGACAGAAACCAGAGCUCACAGAAAUGCCGUUUACCUUGUUGUCACACAGUACCUAUUUAUCUACUUGCACUGGCAUGCUUUUGAACUGCUAUGUUGGCAGAAGCUGGGACAGAGCAAUGGGAGCUCACCCCGUUGCGGAGAUUCAAACCGCCGACCUUCCAAUCGGCAAGCCCAAGAGGCUCAGUGGUUUAGACCACAACACCACCUGCUCCCUUUAACGUGUAAUAUGGGUAGAAGAAUAGAUUACUGAUACUGUUAGGAGGUUGAAAUUUGCAUAAUUAUAGCAGAUAGAUUGGGUAAGUUAUUUGAUACAUUGCAAUUCACUUUGAGUUUACCUUUUAUGUAAAAAAAAGUGUGCAAUAAAUAAAUAAUAGACCUCAAUCAUUUCAGACUUUAGUAACUUGCCAGUCUGGUCUGUAUAUCUGAUACCUGGCUGGACAAAGAGGGAGAUAUAAACUUCCUCCAAAUAGAUUCACCUGAAUAUCAAGUGCAGCACAAAGUAAGGCUUGAGGUACAGAAAGGCAGAGUAGCCAUGAUAAGGAUUUCACCCCCCUGGUCAGGUACCUUAGCCUGCAAUCACUCAGUUUGAUUGCCAAGGUGGGAUUGGGAUUAUCUUGUUGUGGCACUCUUAAUGUUAGUUGACUUUCACACAUAUUGGGGAUGGCUAGCCUCUGGCUCUCAAAUGUUGCUGGACUACAACUCCUGUCAUCUUUGACCAUUGGCCACUCUGGAGGGUCAGGAUUGUUCUAUCCGGCAAGCCUAAAUUCUUGCUCUGACUGAAUAAUUAGAAGAGCACAGCAUUUAAUUCCUCUUUAUUAAGAGUUACUUUAUUGCAUCAGGUUAAGCAAACUUACACAUAUACAUUUGAAAGCAUGUAUGUGAAUGCUUGAGGGAUGCGGGUGGUGCUGUGGACUUGCCUAGGACAGAGCCUAGGACUUGCCAAUCAGAAGGUCGGUGGUUCGAAUCCCCAUGACGGGGUGAGCUCCCGUUGCUCAGUCCCUGCUCCUGCCAACAUAACAGUUCGAAAGCAUGUCAAAGUGCAAGUAGAUAAAUAGGUACCGCUCCAGCAGGAAGGUAAACGGCAUUUCCGUGCACUGCUCUGGUUCGCCAGAAGCGGCUUAGUCAUGCUGGCCACAUGACCCGGAAGCAUGUAAUUUGAUCUUAUACCUCCGAUAUUGAAUGCUUAUAAAAACUUUGUUCAAUCUGAUGCAUUAGCAAUGCCAUAUAGGUAAGAAUUGGUUUGGACUGAAAUUGGUACGUAAACAUUGGCACCUGUCCUUUGUUCAUAUCAGGAAGGAAAAGAUGAUACAGUGGUACCUUGUGUUGCAUACUUAAUCCGUUCCAGAGGUCUGUUUGUAACCCAAAACCGCUCGUAGCAUGAGGCAUACUUUCCCUAAUGGCACCUCCUGCUGCUGCCACGCCACCGGAGCGCAACUUCCGCUUGCAUCCAGGGGCAAGGGUCGCACAAGGGAGAUCUACUUCCGGGUUAGUGGAGCGCGUAACCCGCAACAUUCGUAAGGGGGACGGUACGUAACAUGAGGUACCACUGUAAUUGUUUUUGUAGUUAAUCCUUGGAUGCUCUCUCGAGGUAAAUCCUAGUAGUUUCAUGCAGGUAUGAGUUAAUCUCUUCUCCUACCGGACAAGGACAAAGGGCAAGCAGCGACAUCUGUUUAACUCUGUUGUCUAGUAUGGAAAUGGAUAGAUCUUGUCCCCUACUAUUUUUAUGCAAGUCAACAGCUGCACACUGUGUUGCUGGCCGAUGUCAUUUUGGUUAUGGUGUCUUUAUCACGAUGUCUAUUUACUGUUCCUAGAAUCCUGCAGAGAAGCUACAGGUGUGAUGUUCCAGAACUGAACGAUGGCAACUAACGACAGUGUUGGCAUACUGAAUUCUGCCUACCUGGCUGUAGAAUAUAUAGACUCUUUCUUGCCUGAGAAUCCGCUACAACAGCCAUUUAAAAAUGCUUGGACAUAUAUGCUGAAUAACUACACCAAAUACCAGAUUAUAACCUGGGGAUCACUUCUCAUGCAUGAACUUUCCUACUUUUUAAUAUGUUUGCCUGGAUUUAUCUUUCAGUUUAUACCUUACAUGCAAAAGUAUAAAAUACAACAGGUAAGAUGGAGUGUUGUCUAGUAUGAAAAAUUCCAGCUCUGCUGUCAUACAUGGCUCCAACAAGUGACAUAACUUUGGAGCUCCCCAGAUCAUGAGUUCACUUCCCAUAUUCUGCCAGCUUGCAACUGGUGACAUUUUUGUUGAGCAUCCUCUUUCAGAGGAUAGAAAAAACCCGAUCUUAUGCUUUACUCUGCUUUUAUAACAAACAUGGAACAAUUUACACUUAUUUAUGUGCUUGUAUAAUUAUUAUGCAUAUUUUGGUUAAUUUCUUAUAUAAAUAUUUAGUUUAGCUAUCUGUGAGUACGUAUUGCUGACUUCCAAUCUGAAUUCUGGGUGGUACUGUUGAAAAGCACGAGGCAAAGGGCCUUUGACAGUCUGGCCUCUAACUUGCAGGCUUUCAAGUAAAUAGGGUUUUUUGUGUAUGUUUUGAUAUGUUAUUGUAGAAAGUGGAACAUCUGAACAAGUUUGCCAACAGUAUUAUUUGCUAGAUGUUUACUGUUAUCCUGCACACUACCCCAAAGGACAAGAGGUAAUGUUAAAAAUGUAUUUAAGCUGGAACGCUACACGGACUUACCUGUGAGUAAGCCACAGUGACAGUUGCUCAGAUGUGAUUGUCACUGUGGCUUAAUCACAGAUUAGUUGGUGUAGGAUUUUAUCUUAAGCAAUGCAUAGGAUUGCAUUGUUCAGCUAGUAAAUGAAAAAAGGAGAUAACAUUGUACAGUUGCUAGUUUCCCCCACAGAAGCUGUAGAGUGGCUAGAACACAGGUGGGAAGCAGUGGUCCCCCAAACUGUCCUGUCAUCUCUGACCAUUGGCAAUGCUGGCAGGGGCUGAUGGGAGUUGGGGCAGUCUGCAAAGCUUCAGGCUAUCCAUCACUAAGCUAGAACAUGGCCCCUGUAUAUAGCAUCAGUCCUGGGCACUCUUGUUUUUAAUAGUAACCGUGUGUGAAAUUCGCUUGAGUGACAUACACCCUGAUACCUGAAUAGUAUAUAUGUAAUAACAUAAAGCUUGGAGUAUUGCAAUACACUGGUACCUCGGGUUAAGUACUUAAUUUGUUCCGGAGGUCCGUUCUUAACCUGAAACUAUUCUUAACCUGAAGCACCACUUUAGCUAAUGGGGCCUCCUGCUGCUACUGCGCUGCCGGAGCACAAUUUCUGUUCUCAUCCUGAAGCAAAGUUCUUAACCCAAGGUACUAUUCCUGGGUUAGCAGAGUCUGUAACCUGAAGCGUCUGUAACCCAAGGUACCACAUUAUUGAAUUAUAAGUCAGUGAAAUUUGUAUCGUAUAGAAUUCUGGUGCCUUCUCAAUCCAGUUUCUACUAAAAAGGUAGAUAGAUCAUAGUAUCCUGCUUCCUAAUGAGAUCCGGAGCCCAGUCUGUUAUAAAACGAUGAUUACUUUACUGUGCUGAUUUCCUGCAGCCUUCUUGAAACAAUGUACAGGCUCCAAACUAAUUCAGGGGUGGGGAAACCUGUGGCCCUCCAGAUAUGUGAGCUCCGCUCAUUCCUGACCAUGGGAUAUGCCCGCUGGGGCUGACAGAAUUUGGAGUUCAACAGUGUUUGGAAGGUCACAGGUUACUCAUCCCUGCUCUGAUGCCAUAGAUGCUGUGAUCUAUGCAUACUAUAACUGUUUCCUUUUGACAUGAAAAUAGCAUUUGUAAUCUUGAUUCAUUAACAAUAAAUUCAGACCAAAUGGCAGUACUGUUCCCGGGCUGAAAGACAAAAAUCUGAGCAUUCUAACACUACUUUAAUAUUUAUCUCUCGCCUUACCCCAAGUACACCUGGAGUAGGAUGAUAAUUGACAGGGAAUCAACAUUGAAAUGUAUAUCUGAUAUUAAUGGAAACAUUGAUCAUCGCAGGCAGCAGUGUUGCUGCAUUUUGGGGCAAUAUCAGUUGAAACAGUGUCAAAUAAGACAAAGCUGAUAUUCCGUUACCUUUAAUUUAGGUAUUCUUCUAUUAUAGUAUGAAGUACUAUUAAUUUAGUACUUAUUCCCAUGUAUCACAUCUUCAGUAAUAUCACUGGAAUAUUCUACUUCUAUUUAUAAAAUACUUUUAUUUCUUGUUUACAGGAUAAGCCAGAAACCUGGGAAAGACAAUGGAAGUGUUUCAAGGCACUUAUGUUCAAUCACUUUUUUAUUCAGUUUCCUCUGAUACUUGGUACCUAUUACUUCACAGAAUAUUUUAAUAUUCCUUUUGACUGGGAAAGCAUGCCAAGAUGGUAAGUAGAUGGAUUUCACUUAAACAGCUCUGUGCAGUUAAGUACUUCAAUAAAUGCAGUGUUUCUCAAAUCCUGUUAUGAUCAAGCACUGCACUUCAGCAUAUGGAAGAUUUCUAAAAGUUCUGCACAGAACAAUAAUAAUAAGUUUCUAGUAGUCAGUCAUUUUCAAGCUGAACUUUCCCUAUAAAGCGUUCUUAUCAUUACAAAUUACAACUGAUUUGCAAGAAAGAAAGAUGUUAAUGGAUUAAGUAAAUUUUAUGUGAAAUUAGUUUUAGAAAACUGCUACAAUGAUUUAUAAAGAAACUCAGCCAGGGGGAUUUUAGGAAGUCACCUAACAAUGAUAACAAAAGAGGAAUUUCUACAGUUAGGAUAUAUGUUUGUUUGUUUCUUUGUUUUUUGAUGUUUUUCUUUUUAUGUUUGUUGAUAUGUUUGUUAUAAAUUUGGAAAACUAAUAAAACCUUUUGGGGAAAAAACAACAAAUUACAACUGAUUUGCUUCCAGCAAUGUCACCAGAGUUGCAUUAUACACAACAGCGGUGUUUGUGUACGAUGUAGUCUCUUAAGCCACUCUUAUCCUCCCUAUAUAAUAAAGUUGUGGACAAAGGUUAUGUGUAUGGUAAAAUAUACUUUUGCCAAUUCUUUGUAGACUGCUGCUGCCUUGCAAGCUAUUGGAUAACAUGUUUCUCCAACACAAAAAAAUGGUUUUAUAGACAGAUAUAGAACUGCAAAAGCAAAAAUUGGGUUGGGAGACAGGGUGUCCUAAUCUAUUGUACUUGUCUUAACAAAUGCUUCUCUUUCCCUACCUCCCCCCCCCCCCCAGGUAUGUGCUACUUUCUCAAUGUUUUGGAUGUGCUGUGAUUGAUGAUGCCUGGCAUUAUUUUCUGCAUAGGCUGCUGCAUCACAAGAGAAUAUAUAAGUACAUCCACAAAGUGCAUCAUGAGUUUGUGGUAUGUAUUGCCUUAAAUUCUUGGUGAACGUUACCUAGUUAAUGCUGUAAUGCUGUGAGCAUAUAAAAGCACUAGGCAUACAUUAGCUAUUCUUUUUGUAAAAAGGGAGAAAAGAAAACAGCACGCUUAGCAAACUGUUUUCAUCAUGAGUUUAAUAUUGCUAUAGUAAUCAGUUUGAAACUGAUUACUCAAAAUACAGUGGUACCUUGGGUUACAUACGCUUCAGGUUACAGACCCCGCUAACCCAGAAAUAGUACCUUGGGUUAAGAACUUUGCUUCAGGAUGAGAACAGAAAUCGUGCUCCAGCGGCGCGGCGACAGUGGGAGGCCCCAUUAGCUAAAGUGGUGCGUCAGAUUAAGAACAGUUUCAGGUUAAGAACGACCUCCGGAAGGAAUUAAGUACAUAACCCAAGGUACAACUGUAGUUUGCCAUUUUAAAUGCUGUUCUCUGAUGUCUAACUUCUUACCCACCAAUGACUGGCUACAAAACACAAAAAUCCCUUCAGCUGGUUUUCCCUACAAAUGAUCUCUGUCUGUUAUUCUGAUAAUGAUUAUGUAGGUUAGAAACAUAACCCACUCUGACCUAGUAUAUUUGUAGUGAAGUCUGACCAGCAGCAAUUCUCCAGUCUCCAGUUUCUGUUUAAUAGGACCAACAGAGAGACCAGUGACUGAACUUUAGUCCUUCUGCAUCACUGUGCUAUACUACUGAGCUAAAGCCCACCUGUAACCUACAUUGGAUGGUUUCCCUAACAACCACCCUCCAAUUGCUUUUUUGAAUAGCUAGCUUCUAUUACUGAAAUAACACUCAGUAGGGAGCAUAGACUAAAGACUCAGAAAAACCUUCAGGGGGAUCUGAAGGUGAGGAAAGCAUCACUGUAAAGUUUUCAUAUAAGCUAUGAUUUGCUUCCAUUCUGAAUAUUUUACAAGGGGUUCUUAUUCUGUCGUCUUAAGUAAUCAUGGUUCUAUGCUACCAGCUGAAAUUAUAGUGUUUCAGGGGCAGUCCAGAAUUUGUAGUCAUAAAGAGUUGGAGUGGAGCUAAACACAGUUCACUCAUUCCUCUGUUACCUGUAUGUAACAUUAAUACCAGGAUCUGAGUGCGAGAGGGGGAGAACUCUGCUAGAAGAACCUGGCCAUGCAGGAAGUACUGUUGUAUCUCGGGUUACAAACGCUUCGGGUUACAGACUCCGCUAACCCGGAAGUAGUACCUCGGGUUAAAAACUAUACCUCAGGAUGAGAACAGAAACUGUGCGGCAGCGGCAGGAGGCCUCAUUAGUUAAAGUGGUACCUCAGGUUAAGAACGGUUUCAGAUUAAGAACGGACCUCCGGAACAAAUUAAGUUCGUAACCCACUGUAUACAUUUCAGAUUAGCCGUAAAGUACCGGUAUAUUUAUGUCUUGGCAUACAAAAGAGCAUUCUUUUUUUCCCCUCUUCCUCCUUUCAUAGGCUCCGUUUGGAAUGCAAGCUGAAUAUGUACACCCUCUGGAAACCCUUAUCAUUGGAACUGGGUUUUUCAUUGGAAUAAUGGUGUUUUGCAAUCACGUGAUUCUUCUGUGGGCAUGGUUGAUCUGUCGCUUGCUGGAGAUCAUUGACGUCCACAGGUAAUCUACUUUCGCUGUUCAGUCUGGUCAUAUUCAUCAGAAUUAUAGAGGGUUGUAUUCAACAAAGUGUUACUUGGGGUAGACAUAGUAAAAUUAUUAGACCUAAAUUAGUCAUCUAGGUGUACUCUUAAUUCACACUUCGUUGAAUACCACCCAAGUCACCAGGUAAAAUCUAGACAAGUGACCUUUUUUUUAAAAAAAAAUAAAUCUAUUAACUAUUCAGGAUUUUCUCUAAAUGUCCUAGAAGUGCAUGUAUUUAAGACUGAAAUCCUGUGCAUUCCUACCUUAGAGUAAGUUUCAGUGACUUUAGUAGAGCUUGCAUAAACAUUCAGAGGAUUCUACUGCACAUGAUUCUUUAGAUGACAAGCUUACAAACUAAUUUGAUACUCUUUGAGCAAGUAGAGUCAUCUUAAGUUCCACAUAAAAGCUUCUCUAUUAAGUAUGAUUAAGAUGUAACUAGAAAUGAUAAAAUAUAACUGGAAACUAUGCUACCUAAAUGAGCCUUAGGCUCACAUGCUCCCUCCUCCCCUCUAUUUUCACAUGUCAAAGAUAGAUACAGAGUGGCUGGGGCAACCCAGCCAGAUGGGAAGGCUAUAAAUGAAAUAUUUUAUUUUAUUUUAUUUUAUUUAUUUAUUACAGAUAGAAAGCUUUUUAACGUUAAGCUAACUAGAAUUCCUUAUGAUGUCUGAACAAGUGAAACAAAUUAUGGUUAGAGAGAACAUUUAACCAUAAUUUUUGGUUGAUGGGAGUUGUUGUCCAACAACAUUUGGAGAGCCAUAGGUUGGCCACCCCGAUUCAUUGAAUACUUUCCCAGCAAAAUCUAGCUAUGAAUCCAGACUGUGUGUGUGUGUGUGUGUGAGAGAGAGAGAGAGAGAGACCACAUUUUUCAACUAUUUCAUUCCUCUGUUUGGCAUAGUGUUGUGGACACUUUGUGCUGAAAUAUUUACAUGACCUCCUUGCAGGGACUAUAUAUAAAGCAUGUAUCAUCAGUACAGAAGUAAGAAACACAUUUUAAAUACCACAUGGCGGAUGUUACUUCUACAGCUUCAGAAGUAUGUUGUCCAGUUGAAUAGUCCAGGAACUUCAGGGGUUUUUCAACCAAGUUAAUAUGGAAACUGGUAAAUGUCUAUGGUUGUAGUCCUAUAACCACUUACAAAAGAGUAAGCCCCAUUAAACUCAGUGGGACUUGCUUCUGAUUUUAGCAAUGCUUGACUUGAAUGGAAAUGCGAGCAGUGUCUUCCGUAUCUGUAUUGUAAAUUCUCCUCUCUCUCUCUCUCUCUCUCUCUCUCUCUCUCUCUCUCUCUCAUUAGUGGCUACGACAUUCCUCUGAAUCCAUUGCAUUUGGUGCCUUUCUAUACUGGGGCUCGAUUCCAUGACUUCCACCAUAUGAACUCAAUUGGCAACUAUGCUUCAACCUUCACGUGGUGGGAUAAACUGUUUGGUACCGACUCGCAGUACAAUUCUUACAGAGAGAAAUUGGAAAAACAAGAGUGCAUGGUGGAAAAGAAGACCAAAUAA
Molecule: messenger RNA, 11781 nt
Organism: Podarcis lilfordi (Lilford's wall lizard)
Lineage: Eukaryota; Metazoa; Chordata; Lepidosauria; Squamata; Lacertidae
Source: the annotation of a GenBank genome assembly